GCAGCCGCCGCUCCCGGCUUCGCCGUUCGCCCACCACGCUCCUGGUAGAUCCUCUCUUCCAUCACGCUCCCCUCACCUCCGGGAUGGAUCUCUAACCUCUCUGUCCCCUGAUGUGCGCAGAUUGGCCGCUCCUCGACGUUAUCGUCUCCACGGACGGCGAUGGCGCCGGGCUCCAAGAAGAAGAAGAAGGGCGUGAAGGGGAGCCCAGUGGACAAGCUCACGGACGACAUCCUCGCCGACAUAAUCUCGCGCGUGCCCUACAAGUCCUCCCGCUGCUGCAAGUGCGUCUCCACGCGCUGGCGCGACCUCUUCUCCCACCCCGACCACCGCAAGAAGAUGCCCCAGUCCAUCGCCGGCUUCUUUUAUGAAGACUGCAACGAGGACCGCUUUCCAGAGAAGGCUCGCUAUUUCAUCAACGUCACAGGGAAAGGUUACCGUCUUAUUGAUCCCUCACUAUCAUUCCUGCCAAAAUGCGAGAGGCUUGACAUCAUGGACUGCUGCAACGGGCUCCUCCUCUGCCGCUGUUGGAAGGACACAGAUCCUGAGACAGUAGAUUAUGUGGUGUGCAAUCCGGCCACCAUGAAAUGGGUGGUUGUGCCUGCCACAGAAUGGUCCAGCAAGGUGAACGUCGCUCGCCUCGGGUUCGACUCUGCCGUCUCCGCACACUACCAUGUGUUUGAGUUCAUUAGUCAGGAGGUAUGGGGUUUAGAUGAGUCUGAGCUAAGCUAUUACGGUGGACGUAUUGAAGCGGUGGCGACCUACUCGUCCAAAGCUGGAGUUUGGACACAUAAAAUGGUUAAGUACAAUGACUUUGCGAUACCAGCUCAUUCAAAAGGUGUUUUCUUUAAUGGGGUCAUGCAUUUGGCUGCAUAUGAUGAUAUGGUAGUCACCUUUGAUGUCAAAGGAAAACUUUUGCGGAUCAUUAGGACUCCUUCGCCACCAUGCCGCUAUGACUUUCCUGUCAAUGAUGUCUUUCUAUCACAGGGACAACUACAUUUUACGUGUAGUACUAAUUCUGAAUCUGAUGAUAGCAUUUCCAAAAGAAGUGAUGAAUCUGAUAGUUCCAACUUAUUAGUUUGGGUUCUUGAGGAUUACAGUAGUGAGAAAUGGACCUUGAAGCACACUGUUAGCCACUUGCAACUGUUCGAAGACACUGAUUCAGAGUACCCUGAUUACAAUGUUAUCUCAUUCCACCCGGAGCGCAAUAUGAUUUUCAUAGUUUAUGGCCACAAUAACACACUUAUAUCAUAUGAGAUGGAUUGCAAGAAGCGAUGUUCUCUACGUCAACUUGGACAGGAUGGUCAUGAAUAUUUUGGCGAGAUAAAUAAGAAUCCCUUUAUUCCGUAUGUUCCCUUGUUCACGGAGUCAUUGGCAGAUGGUCCGAGGAAACCUAUAUGAACUUGUAACCGUUCCUCAUGGUGCGUGAGUGCGCUAAUGUACCUGACUCUAUGGAGCUAGCUAUUGACUAUUGCACUUUAUUUAGUAACGGGUCUUAUGUUUGUGUCCUUGUAUAUACAAGUAUGUCAUUCAGUUUCAUCGGCCUAAUG
Molecule: messenger RNA, 1547 nt
Organism: Lolium rigidum
Lineage: Eukaryota; Viridiplantae; Streptophyta; Magnoliopsida; Poales; Poaceae
Product: putative F-box protein At3g22650
Exons: 1
Coding region: 160-1398 (412 amino acids)
Molecular function (GO): protein binding
Source: RefSeq, a predicted model, not a curated record